AUGGUGGACAAGGCGGUGACUAUUCAGACAAGGAAGUUCAUGACCAACAAGCUCCUUUCCAAGAAGCAAUUCGUCAUUGAUGUUUUGCAUCCUGGGAGGCCCAAUGUAUCAAAGGCCGAGCUUAAAGAGAAAUUGUCAAGGAUGUACGAGGUGAAAGACUCGAAUUCCAUAUUUGUAUUCAAGUUCCGUAAUCAUUUUGGAGGUGGGAAGUCAACUGGGUUCGGGCUGAUUUAUGAUUCAGUUGAGAAUGCAAAGAAAUAUAUGCCAAAGUAUAGGCUUAUUAGGAAUAGACUGGAUACCAAGGUGGAAAAGUCAAGGAAGCAGUUAAAGGAAAGGAAAAACAGGGCCAAGAAAAUCCGAGGUGUAAAGAAGACUAAGGCUGGUGAUGCUGCCAAGGGCGGGAAGAAGAAGUGA
Molecule: messenger RNA, 414 nt
Organism: Carya illinoinensis
Lineage: Eukaryota; Viridiplantae; Streptophyta; Magnoliopsida; Fagales; Juglandaceae
Product: 40S ribosomal protein S24-1-like
Exons: 5
Coding region: 1-414 (137 amino acids)
Biological process (GO): translation
Cellular component (GO): ribosome
Molecular function (GO): structural constituent of ribosome
Source: RefSeq, a predicted model, not a curated record